AGUGAAACUAAUAAAAAAUUGUUUGUAUCCAUCCUAUCCUGCGUACCACCGAGAGUUCAUAGACGCAGAAAGUUUUUGGACGCAUAAGGACCUAUGGGACUGAGCGUGGAAUCUAUAAUUUGAAUAAUAUAAAUUAUAGUAAUUAGAUAAAAAUCAUGGAUGUUUCUAAUGAUGUUGACUGGUCUUUGACAAAAGAGUAUUUAAAUGUUUUAAUGAAUUUGCUUACAUGUUCUUACUGUCACAACAGGUUGAAAGAACCAUGCAACUUCAAAAUGUGUGAUCAUUAUUUUUGCAAAAAUUGUGCUAUAAUCCUUAACAAUGAAAAUGCAGAAUGCCCAGAAUGCAAAAUUGCACUUUGGAAAGAAAACUUACAGUUAAAUUUAAAAAUUCCUGAUGUUUUAGCUAUAUGUGACGAGAUUAAUAGUUUAAUUACUAAAGGUAAAAAUGCUUAUGUGCAAGCUGAAAAUGAAAAUGAAUUUCUUCUUGAAGAUAAAAAGAUUUUAAGCAAUUGUGUUAAAACAAGUAAACAAGAAAACGACGGCCAUAACCUUGAAGUUACUUCUGCUCACAAUGUUUUCAAGAAUGAUGAGACAAAGACAAAAAAAAGAUCAUCAAGAAAUAGCAAAACAAAAACUUCUAUAAGGAAUGCAACUUCUGUAACUAAAAAUAUAGAAGAUGACAGAAGAAAAGAAAAUGAAUCAUUAUUAGAAAUUAAUAUUCCAUUGGCUUUUUCUAAUAAUAAAAAUCAAAAUUCAACUAUUGAAAAAAAUUGUUUUGAUAAUGAAGACAAUGUUCAGAAAAUUGAAGAUCAUAAUAAAGAAAUUAGUUAUCAAAACGAAAAAUCUCAUAUUAAAAGUGAUCGUACUGAUAUACUCUGGCACAUUUCAAAAAAGCCCAAAAUAACUUACAGCAAAAGAGUUAAUUUGUUGAAGAAUAGUUCUUCAUCAACUACAAAACCUUUUUACACUGAUAAUAAUGAAGAGUAUUCAAUAUUUGAUUUUAAAGAUGAUAUUUCUUCAACUCCUGUAAAUUUGAAUUCAAAACAUUUACCAGAUACAAAAAAAAAAGACACAACAAAGCCACAAAAACCUCAAGAAAUGAAUUCAAACAAGUUACCGAACCAAUCUGCUUUGAACCGAAACAGCAAAAAUAAUCAAAAACAAAAACCAUUAGCUACAGCAAACAAAAGUUUAACAAAAAGAAAUAACAAAGGAGAGACAUCACUUCAUACAGCUUGCAUAAAGGGUAAUCUACAAAAAGCAAGAGAUCUUUUACAACUUGGUGCUGAUCCUAACACUAAAGAUAAUGCAGGAUGGACUCCACUUCAUGAAGCUUGCAAUCAUGGGACUGUUGAUAUUGUUAAACUGUUGCUUUCUUAUGGUGCCAUUCUUGAUAUGGUUGCUGGUGAUGAUCAUGAUACACCAUUACAUGAUGCAGUUGCAAAUAAUCAAGUUGAUGUGGUUAAGUUAUUGUUAAAACAUGCGGCCCCAACACAUAAAAGAAAUCGUCUUGGAAAGCUUCCAAUAGAUUAUGCUACCACUGAGGAAAUGAAAGAACUGUUCAAAGACGAUUCUUUGGUUGUUGAUAAAUCAUAUGUUGAGGGAAACUCUUUUCUUGUAAAUGAUCUAGUAUCACCAAAAGUUUUUGUUACUACUAAUCUUUCAGAAAAAGAAAACUCUAAUGUAUCCAUUUGCUGUGAACAACUUGGUGCAAAGCUACAAAAGGAUUUUAACAUAACUGUAACUCAUGUAAUAUGUGGAGCAGACAAAUCUUUUUUGAGCAUUUCAAGAACAAUGAAAUAUUUGCUGGGUCUUAUAACAGGAAAAUGGCUAGUUAGUUACCAAUGGAUAAUGGACAGUCUUGCAAAAAAAAAUUGGCAGAACGAAAACGAUUAUGAAGUAAAAGGGAUUCCUGGAGCUUCAGAUAAUAUUCCAAUGAAAUCUCGAAUAAAUCGUUUAAAAUAUCUUCCCGGUUUGUUUGAAGGUUGUUCGUUUUAUUUCUCUGGAGCUUACAGCGUUCUCUCUAAAGAUAAGCUCUCUGAAUUAGUAAAAUAUGGUGGCGGAAAGAUAUUGCUGAGAGAGCCCAAAGCAAAUGACUUGACUUCGAUUAUACCUAGUUCUUCUCGGCGUAAAAUAGACAUCCUUCCAAAAAAUCUUUCACCUGUGAUGAUUUUUCACGCAAAAGAGAAUUCCUCUCAAGCAUGUUGCACUGAGUACAUUAUAUACGACCCGAAGAUGUCACCAAAACACAAAAAAAUGUAUAGCCCUUUACUUUGUUCGGCACCAGUUUCCUGGUUAUUAGAUUGUGUAUCUUGUUUUGAGAUUUUAGACGUUCGCGAUGAUGAUCAAAAAAACUAAUCAUAAAGUAUUACAGUUAUUUGAAUUUUUUUAUUAAAAUUUCUAUUAUUCUUUCA
Messenger RNA from Hydra vulgaris (swiftwater hydra), 2413 nucleotides. Its product is annotated as BRCA1-associated RING domain protein 1. NCBI's taxonomy places the organism in Eukaryota, Metazoa, Cnidaria, Hydrozoa, Anthoathecata, Hydridae. The record is from RefSeq and is a predicted model, not a curated record. Gene Ontology annotation, molecular function: protein binding; ubiquitin-protein transferase activity. Gene Ontology annotation, biological process: protein K6-linked ubiquitination. Gene Ontology annotation, cellular component: BRCA1-BARD1 complex; BRCA1-A complex.